GCCUUCAAUUUUUUUUUAAAUCUAGGUUGUCUCAAUGCAAAUAUUCACAACUGGAAGAAGCUUUUGGAGUGAGAGAGAAAUAAACAAUGCCGAGAGGAAGAAAAUGGAGUUGGUUUUCCAUCAAUGUGAUGUGGGUAAGAAAGGUUAUUUGUCCAGAGAAGAUCUUAAGAUAGCAGUGGUCAUGCUUUUUGGAUACAAGCCAUCAAAGUCAGAGACCAAUAUCUUGAUGGAGAAUGGCGCUGACUGUCCAGGCGUCCCACUGGAGCUGUUUGUGUCUCUCAUGGAGAAGAAGAUGUCAGCAGAAGAUCCAUAUGAGAAGACGAGGCAGAUCUUCAGUGCAUUUGAUGUACACUGUCGUGGCUUCUUGAAGCUGGAUGACUUCAAAAGCGCCUUCAAGCGAGUUGCCCCUCGUCUGCCGAAGAGGACUGUGCUGGAGGCUUUCCGAGAGGGCUCCAUUUGGAGAGUGGCUUCACACUCGCCCCACGCUUCUGGCCCACUUUUAAAGAAACUAGUUCCUUUGCCUUUGCCUCAGGCAUGA
Messenger RNA from Sinocyclocheilus grahami, 538 nucleotides. Its product is annotated as EF-hand calcium-binding domain-containing protein 11-like. Gene Ontology annotation, molecular function: calcium ion binding. The record is from RefSeq and is a predicted model, not a curated record. Bases 35 to 538 code for a protein of 167 amino acids. The transcript is spliced from 6 exons. Lineage: Eukaryota; Metazoa; Chordata; Actinopteri; Cypriniformes; Cyprinidae.